Sclerotinia borealis F-4128 is the source of this 4635-nucleotide messenger RNA. The record is from the annotation of a GenBank genome assembly. NCBI's taxonomy places the organism in Eukaryota, Fungi, Ascomycota, Leotiomycetes, Helotiales, Sclerotiniaceae.
AUGGACGAAAAUGGUGAAUAUGGCCGAGAGCCGACGGAAAGAGAGAUAUCAGCUGCUGAGAUGGAGGCAAUACACCAAGCUAUGAUGGAAGAGCUUGGUCUUGGUCGCAAAGAUGCCUUACCACUCGAGGAUAGAGCUGCCGAUGUUUCAAUGGUACCAAUGACAUCCACCACCAAGCGUGUUAGACCAGAGAACCCUGCAUCUGCUUGGCAAAACUUCAGUCCUGAUGAUGUCGAGCCUGGUCUUGGAGACCUUAGCGAUAUCGCCGGCGGACAAUUGUAUCGACUUCGGAGAGGUGGUAGUGGACUAAGCAAUGGUGGGAGAGGUGGUCACUCGGCGGGUCGCGGUCGAGGUGGCGCUUCGAGCAGAGGUGGCCAUGUAUCUGUGGGUGGUCGCGAAAAUUUGGCAGCAAAAGGCAGAAAUUUCGAUCAUUCGAGAUCUAGUCAAACCCAUUCCCAUGAUACUAGAAGUAGUGCCAAAUCUCGUGCUGCAGUUGAUUCUGGUAUUGCUCGUUUACAACGCGAGGCUGAGUUCAGCAAAAUGCUGCGAUCCAGCGAAAUGAUGCGAACGGAAGGUCGUGCUGUCAAGAUGCCUUCAUCGGCACCCAGGUCUGCGAAACCAGUUCUUCGAGCUGCAUCUCAUGCAGUGACUGGAGCUGCUUCUUCAGCAGUAACUCGACCCACAGUUUCGAAAUUCAAGCUCGUCUCCUCUGCAGCUUUCCUUUCGCAUGCUAAUAUCAGCUCUAGCCCGACUACAAGAGCUGCGGAGCCUGUUAUUUCUGCACCCCGGUCCAACACUGGCAAUGUUCUGCCACCAGCAACCAGCUUGAAACCACAACAGGGCCUUGAGAGUUCGAUAUGGGCACCAUCUCCUGCUGCACCCCAGCUCAACACUGACAAUGUCCUGCCAUCAGCAUCCAGCUUGAAACCACAACAGGGCCUUGAGAGUUCGAUAUGGGCGCCAUCUCCUACUGCGCCCCAGCUCAACACUGACAAUGUCCUGCCAUCAGCAUCCAGCUUGAAACCACAAUAUGGUCUUGAGAGUUCGAUAUGGGCACCAUCUUCUGCUACACUUGUCAACACGUCCGAGCCAAACCAUCAUGAUCAAUCUGCUGCCCCCUUGAUUUCUACGAGCAUAUCCGCGUCAAGUAAUUCUGCUCAAUCAGUCAUGCCCACCGUUGGUAUGAAUAUCUCGGAGUCAAACUAUUCUCUUCGAUCUGGAACAUCAGCCAUUCCUACGAAUACUUCCAAGUCAAACCAUUCUUUUCAAUCUGGUACUGUUGCCACCCAUCUGGAUCUAGUAACAGAUAGUGUAUCAAUCCAGCGUAGACCAUUCGUCAUGCAUACUGUAGUAGAUGAGAGAAACGUCAAGUACAGCAAGAACAACAGUCUGGACAAACCUGGGAUUGUGAGACUCGUCAAAUCUGAUGAAAGAUCUCCUUUGACUCUCGAACUUCAAGUCAACGGCGAUAUUGUUCUCAGCGAGUUACUGACGGAGACCACGGAAAUCAAGGUCCAAUCAAAUUUCCUCACAUACCGGGCAGAUCCUACAACAGAACAAUCACCCACUUGGAAAUUCAUAUUUCAAUUACCAGGUCCAGCCAAGGGCUUCCUUGAUUGCCAUACUGUCACACUUUCUGAGCUGAGACGUAAUGGAUGCUCAUCUCAAUCCUCAGAACAGGGAAGGCAGAGUUCACGUGUGCCUCUAUCUCCCGUUCCAUCGUCCACAAUUUCCUGUUCGUCAAAAACUACAUCGCGAAACGAUGUAACGUAUCUUCCGAACAUAAUCAGCAGUUCUACAUAUGCUGAUCUCGCUGAGCUCGAUUGCGAAGAGACCCUCUUCUCACUUCAGGAAGAGGAAAAUCAACUCGAGGAUGACCAAGUUGAAACGUAUUCGUCUUUACAAGACCUUUUGAGCUUGAUGGAAGGGGAUAUCUUGAGUCACACACUCCAGGUUCUGAAUAAAGACCACGGUGGUUCUUUUGUUGAUCAUGUUUAUCAGCUGGCCAAGGGAACAGGGCUUGAAAAUGAUCCGCACUUCAUGGAACGUGCCAAGAAUGCUAUCGGUGGUGGACUAUCAUCCUCUUGUUAUUCAACUGAGAAGCCCAUAUUGACGGUCACGGAAGAACUUGUUGCAGACUUUCUCAAGAAGUCUAAAACAUUAUCACAAUUUCCUGCGGAAUUUCUUCACACCUAUACCAAAGAAAUUUCCAAGAAGAUUCUCGACAAAGCUCAGGAAGCUCAAAAUCUUCAGGUUGCUACCCAAUUAGCAACUGCCAGCUUUAAUACGAGUUUCAAUUCUGUACAGGCGCCUGAAAUUGUUGAAGAUAUCAAGCCCGUCGAAGCUGUCAAGCCUGGCAUAGUCAUCAAGUCUGUUGGCACUUCUGAUAUCAUUCCUAGACAAGUACGAAUAGCUUAUUCAGUCGAGGAAAUGUUCAUGAUGCGACCAAAUGCUACAUAUACCACAAAAGUACUUGCUGCAAGAGAUUCUCUUGAGAAAUACCUCGCUAGUUACAAGAGAGGCAUUGCAUCAGCCGACAUCAUUCAAACUACUGAUUCGGGUGUGAGAAUUGUUGCCGGUAGGAGUCGAGAAUCACAGUACAAGGACUCACAUAGAGAUACUGCUACAAAAGCCCAUUCCUCUGCAAAGACUCGAUUCGCAAGCACAGCUAGCAAUCAAGAAGUUCCACAGGUCAUCCAACAAGAUAAAUCUAUCGAGAAGCAGAUACCGGAGCCAAAAAGACUUACACCAGAAUCAUUGUCUGAUGACAACGCUAAUCACAUUUCAACAGAGCUUACCAGUCGUCAAGACUCUUUUGGUAAAGGAGAUGGCACACCUUUUUCCAAGAUAUCCCCUGCGGAAUGGAAAGCUCGAUUCCGUGGUACUCUCAGUAAUCAUACAUCCUCAACGAUCACUAAAGUCAAGGAAAUUACUACCACAGGCAACAAAGGAAGCAUUAAGAACGAUGUACUUGCAUGUAUUUCUGUCGAAGAUAAUCUCAACAAAUCAACAGCUGAUACCCGUCAACAGAGCUUGUCUGAUAAGUCUAGCGGAACAUCCUUCAUUGCUUCCCAGGCUACAACUCACAACAAUCCAAAGAGUUCUACCACUGCUGCGGAGAGCGAGGUAAAACUGAAGGCAGAGUCUGGCAGAGAUACUAGUCCUCUUGUACUUCCAACAAAUAGAGGUCGGAGCACUUCUAGGUACGCCACUCCAAAUGGCGUGAGUCAAGCAGCCAUUCUUCGUGGUAUGUCUGGUUAUAAUACUCCUCCACGUCAGGUUGUUGAGAGACAAGAAUCAUCCAAUGGAUCAAGUGAAUCUUCAACAGCUUUGAGAUUAACACAAGUGCAUGACACUCUCUUAUGGGAAGCAUCUCUGUCGUCUAAGCAAACACAAACGUCCAUCAAAGAGGAAAGCCCUGAAGCUCCCAAGAACGGAGUUGUAGAUAUUGCGUCUACUUCCGAAUCUGGAAAGCCCAUGCCUGUGACCAUUUCCCACAAGUCUGUUUUAAAGCAAAGCCCUACAAACCCGCUAACUCAAUCAGUAUCUAAAGUCGACAAUGCUUCGAACUUUAAACAGAUACCUGAAUUUAAGGUUGUGAAGCAGACAGAAGCUCCUGCUACUGUUGUCGGAACUGCAGCCUCGGUCACUGUUGACAUAUCUGGAAACCAAAUGGCUAAGACUGUUGGUUAUCAAGAGACUAAUCCGGUUGCGUACGACAUGGUCACAAGAAAGGAAAAGACCGUAUCCAAAGUUGAAAACCAGCUUCCAAUCAGAAGAAGACAUACCGCAACAAAUUCAGAUGUUGACAGACUUGCCCAAGUUCUGAGCAAUUUGGACGUCAAGACCGAGAAGAAUAAUGAUAUAGUAAUUGAUGGUUUGCCGAUCCCGGAACGCAGUAUCAGUCCCACUAUUGAAGAGAUCCUCGAAAAGAAGCGUAAUUGCGGACUGUCGACAUCAAUAUGGGCAACCCCUGAAGACGCCGUCUUCAAGCCUGCAUCUCGUACUCCGCAAUCAAAUUCGACGGGCUACGGUCGACCAAGUUUAACAAAGCCGCAACAUCAUCGACAUCGAGUAUUCUCUCCUCACAAUAAUCAUCAAAAUCCUGCCAUGCAAGCACAAGUACCAUAUGGAGACUUCUUACAACAUGGAAACCAGUAUACCAGUACGCAAGGACAAACUUCACAUGGAUAUCACUCUCCAGGAUUCAAUCAACAAUAUCUUGGCCAACGCAUGCAGCAUCAACAGCCCCUUUAUGUUGUGUUCCCAGCUGUUCUAGUGACAGGUCCAGUCACAAGUAACCCCAAGGCAGUAACUGGUAUUCCAAUUGGAACACACGGUCCAUCUGUUGCGAAAUUGACAUCUGCUGAUGUAGGAUAUUCUCCUUCAAGUGUGAGAGGUUUCACACCGUCUAGUCCAUCUUCGUUUCCCCCUAGACCUACAAUGUUAGAUAGAAGUUCUUCCGAUUCCGACAACGAAGAUACAUUGAAGGCAACUGCGCCGGUCUUCACUCCUUCUCGCCAUAAUGACGGAAGCACUAUGAAUCGACCAGCGUUAUCACCUCUCCUCAAUCGCUUGAAUGCGCAACAGAAAGCUGUCCAAGCCAGACUAAAUAAGAGCUUGGCAGAGCGAUAA